GAUUCUAUGAUAUUACAAUAUAAUAAUUACAAAUUUAUAAAUAUAAAUUAAUCAGCGUCCAGUGACCACCACGAAUUAAGAUAUUAAGAUAGAUAUAUAUUAAUUUGUGGUCACCACUUACCAGUGUCCAGUAGUGGCAGUAGACUGCCAGUAGUCCAGUUCACUUCACGUAUUUCGUACGGUCAAAUCAAGUUAAUCGUCGCUUUUAAUAUUAAUAUAUCAUAUAUGCGUCAAAUUGUUUACCUUUACUCGGAUAAAAUCGGAAAUCAUGGGCUCCAUGUCUCCAUCCACAGUAGUUUUUUAGUCAUGGUCAUGGAUAAAUGCAGAUCGACACAACUACACGAGUUUGAAACGUACAACAAUUAAUAUUAAUGUUCUUAACGUGAUUUUGUUGUUCUCGUUAACAAACGGACAAUGGCUCAGCAGUUGUCUGGUGUCACUGUGGUGAUAUUUAUAGCUGGUGGUAUAUUGACGUUUAUAUUACUGUUCAUAUUCGCCAAGAGGCAGAUCAUGAGAUUUGCUCUUCGAUCGAGGAGAGGCCCGCACGUGCCGAUUGGGCAUGAUGGGAAGAAAACACUGAAAAGAGAAAUUGAACGACGAAUAGAAGUGGUUCCAAAAAUUGCUUUUGAACCAAAAUUAAUGACAAUUGAUCAAGACGAUGACCUUUCAAAAUAUAUAUUACCGCCACCUGAAUCUAACAACAAACCAUUGCUGUCACACCAUUAUCGUAUGAAAGCAGUUGAUGAUGUCAAAAAGUUAGAACGCGAAAUCACUAAACAAGAUAAAACAUUGACUCGCCAUCCAAGCGAAAACAUUCGUUCAUUUUUACUAAAUACAUUAGCAGUACUUUUAGAUGGUAGUGGACAGCACAUAGUUCAUCAAUUCUGCGAUCUCUAUGAACAUGCUCGUUAUGAUCCAAAUGAAUUCUUGGAUGAAGAAUACCAAUCAUUCAUAAGAUUAAUGAAGAAACUAAUUGAUAUAGCAAAAUUAUUGAAAUCGUAUUCUGGUGAAAGUCGAAAAAAUAGUCCCAAUAAAACUCCCACUCGUAACAACAAUAUGCGAACUGGUACUAAUGAAAGUCUUAGAACAAAAGACAGAGAUUCAAAUCUCUUAAAAGUUUUAUAAGAACUGAGAAGUAAGUAUUUUUUUACCAUAAAUUAAUUGGAGUAAAAUCAAUUUCUAUUGUAUGUAACUAAUAUUAAUUAAAACUAGUUUUUAUCUGGUGAAUAUAGAUUGUAUUUUAUAUUAGUGUAAAAAUAUGUAAUAUAUAUUUCUUUUUUAAUUUAAUA
This is a messenger RNA of Acyrthosiphon pisum (pea aphid), 1289 nucleotides long. RefSeq lists its product as uncharacterized. NCBI's taxonomy places the organism in Eukaryota, Metazoa, Arthropoda, Insecta, Hemiptera, Aphididae. The record is from RefSeq and is a predicted model, not a curated record. The transcript is spliced from 5 exons. Bases 415 to 1125 code for a protein of 236 amino acids.